Molecule: messenger RNA, 1906 nt
Organism: Panicum virgatum (switchgrass)
Lineage: Eukaryota; Viridiplantae; Streptophyta; Magnoliopsida; Poales; Poaceae
Product: protein PFC0760c-like
Exons: 3
Coding region: 1405-1692 (95 amino acids)
Source: RefSeq, a predicted model, not a curated record
CAUGAUCUUCGAUUGAAAGUGCACAACAAGGCUAGAGUAGAGGGUUCUAUUGUAGAGGCAGAGACUGUGCAAGAGAUGACAGAUUAUUUUUUUGGAUACUUCGCCGACCAUAUUCGUACUAGAUGGACAAGGACCGAUAGAUACAAUAAUAGAGGGACAUAGGUGCAAAAUGAUGGCUGCACCUUAGAUGUGUUCCAAUAUCAUGGCACCCUACAUGGUAGAGGUGUGCCUCGUGAUCUCUCAGAACAAGAGUUAAAUGCAGCAAGGCUAUAUAUUUUGACCAAUUGCUCUGCUGUAGACCGUUUUCGGGAGUAAGUGAAGCAAAUAUAUUUUUUCUCGCUUUUCUUGGCACACGUUCUCUAACAUGUGUACAUUUGUAGAGCAUUUAUGGAACAAAAGCUAUCACAGGACCCUAAUUUGUCGGUUGAGGUCCUUGAUCAAAUGAUGGCAGCAGAAUUUGUGGACUGGUUUAAGAAAACUGUAAAGAACUAACUCUUUAUCCAUCUUUCAUAUUUUAUAUACUUAUGAUUAUAACAUAUCUACUAACUAUAUAAAAUUAUUUUGUUUUUAGUGUAGAAAGGAUACUGAAGCAGAUGAAGACUUGUGGAAUUUAGCUAAUGGAUGCAAAUCUAGAGUGCUAUCAUAUAACUCUUAUGAUGUCAAUGGCUACAGGUUUAGGUCAGAGAAUUAUGAGACUUCCCGUGCAAAGCUAACCACAGUGAACACUGGGAUUUGUUUGUCUUCCUUCACCUCAGAUGAUCAGCAAAUUGACUAUUAUGGUGUCAUUGAGGACAUUAUCAAAUUAUCCUUUAGUGCUGGUAGAAAAAUUGAAAUGGUUCUCUUGGAAUGUCAUUGGUUUGACACAAUUUCUGGUCUCAGGUCUGAACCUAAAUUAGGUUUAGUGGAAGUAAAGUCAUCCUCAAGACUUGUGAAUUUUGAACCCUUUGCCAUGGCUCACCAGGCCACACAAGUGUACUACUUCCAGUACCCAUCUCCAAGGCGUGAUCUCCGUGAUUGGUGUGUUGUUUACAAGAUACAGCCAAGAACCUUAAACAACAUUGAUGGAGAUGAUGCACAUGAGCCACCAAUUACUGAUGUAUUUUUCCAAGAAGAUAGGCUACAGGGAAGCUUCUCCAUUGAUGCUGACUCCUUGUUUGAUGAUGCCACUGUGUCGACAAAUGAAUUGGAUGAUGUCCUGGACCCAGAUGAAAUUGAAGCUAUAGAAAAACAAAACAACAAUGAUGAUCCAUCAGACCACAGUUCUAAUCAUGAGAGUAGUAGUGAGGAAGAAGAAGAUUUAUUACAUAAGUAUAUAAAAUAUGUGUUGUGCAGGUAAUAUGUGUUGUUAAUAACUAUAUGGUUAAAAAGAUGCACCUGUUGCUAAUAUUGAAUUGUUAACAGGCAAUGGCUGCUAAAGGGGGAAUGGAUUAUGAUGCAUUAGUUCAGGAAACUGUACCUAACUUGGAUGCUGAAUCUGAGGAUGCAGUCUCACAGGAGCAUGAUGGAAUCGGUCAUGAUAUAUCUGGACAGGAAAACAUUGAUGGAAUAGAGUGCAGUAAUGAGUACAAUGAAGGAUACAACGAUGAUGACGAAGGAUACAACUAUGAUGAUGAAGGAUACAAGGACAAUGAAGAUGAAGAGAAUUGUGGCAGAUAUGAUCGUGACAUUGAUGAGGAUUUCAACCUUUGGUGACGAGGACAUACUUUUCUUUUGCUCGCUGGAGAUCAUAUGCUGCAAAUGAAAAUGCUGGUGUUGCACUUUUGGAGUUGAAUGACGUUAUGGGCCUUAAGCCAUAUGAAUAGUAGUAUCUUAGUCAAGUAUUUCCAUUAUUUGAUCAUUAGUAACUUAUUGAAUUAUGUCCUUUGCCACUUUUAGAAUAUAUGUACCUUUCUUCCGUACUUGUUAA